Messenger RNA from Tetrahymena thermophila SB210, 4875 nucleotides. Its product is annotated as HMG box protein. The record is from RefSeq and is a predicted model, not a curated record. The transcript is spliced from 4 exons. Lineage: Eukaryota; Ciliophora; Oligohymenophorea; Hymenostomatida; Tetrahymenidae.
CUAAUUGAUUCUUUUUAUAAACAGCAUUAAAUUUUAAUAUAAAUUCAAAUAAGUAUCAAUAAAUAACAAACUACUAAAAAAUAUUAAUUUAGGUUAUCAAAAAUCAAAAUGAGCUAAAGCUCUCGAGGAAAAUCUUCUGAAAGGGUUGCAAAUACUUCAUAUCAUAGCUCAUAGGGUGUUACUAAUAUCAUUGCCAAUAACGCUCUUAUCAAUUAUGGAAAUGGCAACAGUAGUAGCAAUACCUUAAAGGAUGCUCGAGAAAGCCAAUAAAAGGAUUUGAUUACAGAAAUGAAGAGGCUUAAAAAGAAUUUUUAAGAACUUAAAAGCCCUACAAUUUAAAAGAAAUACUUUGGUGUUACUGGAGGUGUAGGAUAAUAAUAGUAGCAUUAUCAGUAGCAGUCUUCGUAAGUUUGUAUUAUAAAUGAGAAUAUUGAAUAGGGUAAUAAUAAUAACUAAUAGAAUAACAACAGUUUUAUCUAAUAAGACUAAUAUAAUUCUGACCAUUUAAAAGUAUUCUCUACUUAAAAAGGAUAUUUUAAUGAACCUUAAAGAUAAAUUUCUUAAACUCGAGUAAAAGCGAAUUAAUAUUAAAGCAUAAAUCAGUAAAAUUCAAGCUUGAUUCAACAUUCAAAAGGUUAAUUAAGUGAUUCAAAUAGAAAUCAUUAUAUCUCACAGGAAGUGGUGGACAUUUCAGGUGAUUAGGAUAACAAUUAGAAUUAUUUAAACUAGUUUGAUAAAAGCAUUAACUAAUCAUUCAAUCACAAUACAUCUCUUUAUACUAAAACUAUAAUUAAUUAGUAGUAGUAAGGGAGCGAAUCGAAUAGAUCAUAUAAUGGAAUUGGAAGCCUGAAUAAUAGCAGCUUGAAUUAGCACGGAUACAAUGUUUAAUAAUAAUAAAAUAUACCUAGAGGUUCUCAGAAAGAUUAUGCAAAUUCUCUUUAUCAACAACAAUAAUAGCUAUAGUCAAGAUAAAAUAAUUCCCUGAAGCGCAUAUCAGAUAAAAUUAACAAUAUCAAGGAUAGGGCAGAAAAGAUAGAAUAAAUUAAACAUUUUGAAAAGAAAAAUUUACUUUAAAAUUAGCAACAGAAUGGAGCAUUAGUCAACAGCACUUAUACAUAAGAGUAAAGAGAUUCUAAAGAAAUUUAAACAGAAGAUAUCUCAAACAUAUUUAUAGAGAAAAGCAUAAAUGAUGAAAAUAUUAAGGAAAUAGAAAGACUUAGAGGAUUGCUUAAAAUUUUGGAGCAAGAGCUAGACUCUAAGGAAAAAUGCUUUAGAGAAUAAGAAAAAUAGCUACAAUCUUAAAUAGAUGAGAAACAAAGCAAAAUAUAGGAUUAAAGUGAUCAGAUUGAAAAGGUGCUUGAUGAUUUGAAUCGCUUAUAGAAGGAAAAUAUUAAAGUAAAUAAUGCAUUAAAGUAAGCUUAAGAGAAUUUAGCGUUAAAUGGUAAGAAUCAAAAUAACACCUCUUCACAACACUUACUUCCUUCUGAAUUCAAAACUAAAUGGGAAAGUUUGGUAACUGAUGGAGUGGCAAAUACAUUUAUUAAUUUUUUUGAAAACCCUCUAAUCCUCACCAACUUGCUUUAAGAUUUAUUCAUAAUUAUACACGAAAUUUCUAAAAAUCACAUCAAAGAAACAAACUCAAAAGUGAUGGAUUUGCUUUAACUUGAUAAAAAGCAUGCAAAAGCAUAUGAACAAAAUCUUUCUAAACUCUAUUAAGAUUAUAAUAAUGAUAUUUUUAAAGUAGUUGCUGAUAUUGAGCAUCCAAAAGUUGCUGCUAUUGUCUAAAAAUUUAAGCAACAAGCUGAUAAAAUUGUUACUCAUUAGUACUUUUCAGAGUUUCAGAAUAUGAAAUCUGAUUAUAUUGAUGAGGAAGAGGAAGAGUUAGACCAGGAUAAAUCCUCUGGUUCAGCUAAGAAAACUUAUAAAAAAAUAAGUAUUUUUAGAGAUACCAUAUUUUUUGAAUAAAACUAAGAAGAUUUCAAGCAAUAUUUAUAAGAACUUUAUGAGUCUAACGAGUUGUUAGAAUUCAUAGAAUAAUUUUAUCGUUUGUCUAUACACAUGCAUUUGCAUGAUCCUCCACUUAAUUUGCCAAUUCAAAACUUUAAAAACAGAGUUUUCGAAUACAUUCCAUAUAAAAAAAAUAAUUAUUAUUUAAUAGACGGCUUUGUAUAGCAAAAUGCUCCAGCUUUAACAGUCAUACCUUCAGUAUUAAGGAAUAAUCAAAUAUACACGGGAAUAAAACCAUCUGUUAUUUUGCUUACUGAAGAUUUUAUGAAUGAAAGAAUUCAAUAAAAGAUUGAUAUAAUUAUACAAAAUGAAUAAAAUUAAUAUAACAGCAAUAAUGCUUGCACUUCAAAAUCUAAUUAAUCUGGAGAUAAAACUGAAAAUUCUAAAACAGAUUCGUAAACGAAAAGUAAAGAUGAUAAUCUUGCUUUAAAGUAAGAGAGCCCAAAGUAAAUAUUAGCUAUUGUUAAAGAUGACAAAGAUAUUUAAAACAAAAAUGUUGAAAUGAUUGAAAAUAAGAAUAAAGAAAUUAAUAAUUCAACAGACAAUAGCAAGAAUAAUUCUGAAUUAAUUUAAGAAAAAUAGUAGCUUCAGAAUUAUUAAAGAAAAGAAAACUUUAACUCAUCAAAAUAAAACGAAGAAGAAAGUAGCACAGAUAAUUACUUAAAAGCUUCAUUUGAGAAAAAGAAAACUGAUCAACUUGUCAACAGCUACAGCUCUUCAUCUAAAGAUAAUAAAGAAAACUAAGAAUAAUAUAUAAACUAGGCUUAAAUAAAGAUAAAAUCUCCUAGUACAUAAUGUAUGAACAAUCUAAAAAAUAUUUCUCAAGUUUCAUAAAAAUUUGAUUCAAGCUCAAAAAAAUCUGGAUAUCUAAAUUUCGGCUACAUUUCAACAUCUCCAAAAUAAGACCUCCUAAACUUAAUCAGUCCAAAAGGUUCUUCUUCCAAAAAAAUAAAGAUUGAAAACUUAGAUUCAAUUUAAAAUAUCCAUAAGAAUAGCUCAAAACUGCAAGAGGCUUUAUCAAAUUCUUCUAAAAAAAAAUUAAAUUUCGACUCUUUCCAUUCUGAUAAGAAAUUGGGGUUAAAUUCAAAUAAAUCUGGAAUCGGCAGUCCUAUCAUAGAAAAUUGCAAAGAUGAAAUUGUCAAAAACCUAUUUUUGACUUCUCGUCACCACUAUUCUAGCAACACAAAAUAAAGAGAUGACUCUUAAAAUUCCAAUAUAAAUUUUUCUAUCAAAAGUGGAUGGUAAAUGCUUCAGCAAAGCCAAAAUUAAUAAGAUACAGAGAAAAGAUCUAUUUUUGAUGACCUAACUAAUUAGACGAUAUUCUAAAACAACAUAUCAGGAUAAAUAUCAAAGCAACAGCCUUAGAAAUUUAUAAAUAGACUUGAUAAUAGUAACUUUUUGAAGAAAGGUUCUUUUACUAGUAAAAAUAAAAGUUCUAUAAGUUCUCAUAUGAAUAAUACCUAUUUAAAUAGUAUGAUUCAUAAAUAAACUUAAGAUUCUGUAUAAUUGCUCCGUACGUUAUAAGCUGAUUGCAAAAAGAAUCAUAUUGUAAGUAAGGAAGAUUAGUAAGACAGUGAAGAAGUUGAAAAUUAGUGUUAAUAAAAUGAUGAAAAAAAUACAUAUAAUUCUAAGUCUAAAAACCUUUCGAUUAUCAAGAAAUCGCACAGAGAAUCGAAUUCCCCAAUUUCCAAUAAAAAUAAUAAGAACUCAAAUGAUUCUAAGCUAAAUUUCAGCAAUGCAGCUAUUAAUAAUGAUUAGGAAAGAAGUAGAAUACAUUCAAAUAAUCAAUCUUCUUAAAAAAUACGUAAACACAAUAAGUCAGAAGAGGAAAAUAGAAUUAUUAACUAAAACACUAUUUUCAACAAGCAUUUCAAAAAAAAUUCUGUUUAAAAUGAACCUUCAAAGAAUUAAAAUUUAUAAUAAUAACCAUAAUAAGCAUCUUCUAUGAGUUCCAAACCCUACACAUUCAAUACAUUCCUUGAAAACCAUAGAAAAAAUUUGCAAAAGAAUGAAAAAGAAUAAUCUGUAAAUUAUCAAUAGGACAGCAGUCCAAGGGAGAGGAUACAAAGUAAAGGAUUAAAUAUUUCAUUUAAAGAGUAGUAAAAUAAAUAAAUGGUUAAUUCAUCAAGAUUAUACAAAAAAGAUAGCUUUGAAUUUAAAUCUAACAACAGCAAUUAACAUUCAUUCUCAAGAUAAAAUCAAGAGCCAAAGUAGAGCGAGAAAAAUAAAUUUAGUGGUAAUGAUUUUUAUUCUAACUUAAGAAAGUAAAUUAAUAAUCAACAACAUUUAGGAGGUAUAUAAAAUGAAAGCUACGAAUAAUAAUCAAAAGAAAAUAGCAAAAUACCAUUAAAGAGUUCAAGGGACAUUUCUCCUUCUUAAAUUUAAUUAAAUUGUAGUAAAACUGAUAGAUUACUAAAGUACUCAGAUCAAAAUUAAAUACCUUAUGAUACUUCUUCCCACUAACAAUUACAAAAGUCAUCAAAUAGCAGGACAGUAACUAUGAAAAGAGCUCUAUAAAAUAUUAUCAAUAGUUUCUCUAGUGAUGAUAACGAAGACUAAAAUAUAUAAAUGCAAGCCUAAAAGAAACUAAGAGAUAGUGAUGACACAUAAGACGAUUCUUUGAUCGAAGAGCUUAACUUGUAAAAAAGUGAUAAUAAUUUAAAUAGAUAAAUAAGUGGCUUAAAUAAAAACACUAUAAAAGGAGAGAGUAAUGAGAAUAGACCUUUUUCUCAUUAAUCAGGUUUACAUAUUUAACCACAGCAUAAAAAGAAUAAGACAUUUGAAAAAUUAUACAAUGAUUUAAAAUAAAAAAAGCCUUUCUUGCAAAAUGCUGUUAAGCCAAGCAAGGAAUUAUUAUAUAAAAUAUGA